AUGGUUAUCCGGUGCCCGCCACACUCUUCUGGGAACAUGAAUAUGCUAUUGCAACAGACAGGUCUAUCCCAGCCUGACGCCCCAGCCAUGGGCAGAGCCCUGCCGCCACAGCAGGACACCAGGGAACGGGAGCUCCUGGCUCAGGGCCCCCCCUGGAGAGCAGGGGGUCCUGCCACGCUGAGGGUCCUGAUCCUCACCCUGCUCUGGAGGGGGUCCCUGUCCCAGAAGCCUGGAUUUACCCUGAAGGUGCCACAGUCGGUGUCGGUGCAGGAGGGUCUCUGUGUUCUCAUCCCCUGCACCUUCACGUACCCAGCCUCGUACGACACCGACAAUUCCGGGGACGACAAUCGCUGGGCCCGGCUCUACGGAUACUGGUACAAGGAUCGGGCCAAUGAGAGCCAAGAUCCGCCCGUGGCCAGCAGCGACCCCAGCCGGGGGGUGUCUCAGGAGACCCAGGGCCGGUUCCGGCUGGCGGGGGAACUGGUGCAUGGCGACUGCUCCCUGCUAAUCAGUGAAGCACAAUGGAGGGACACAGGGAGAUAUUACUUCAGAUUCAAGAAAGGGACAUUGAGAUACAGUUACCUCUCCAGUACCGAUGGCACUGACCCUAAACUCACAAUCUCCGUUCCACACCCGCCCGGGCCCCCCAACAUCACCGGGACCCUGACCAGGAACGGACGCCCCGACAGCCCCCGGCCGGGGACCGGGCUGAACUCGUCCUGCCAGCGCCAGGGGCCCAGCAUCAGCUGCAGCUGCUCCCUGCGCUCCCAGCCCCCACCCCAGCUCCAGUGGCAGGUGGACGGGGAGCCCCUGGCUGGGAACAGCUCACGGGGGGCCCUGCAGGUCAGCUCCUGGGCCCAGGGGGACGAGGCCGUCAGCACCCUGAGCUGGACGGGGAGUGGGGACAGAGGCCCCCGGAUCUUCUGCCUCGGCUCCAACCCCCACGGGAGCUACGCCGCCCUGUACUUUGACUUCAGCCCCCCGCAGAGAGGUGCGGAGGAGCCUGGCAAGCUGCUGGGCCUCGGGGUGGCCUGUGGGCUGGGGGUCGCCGUCGGCUUCUUCCUUCUCGGGGUCUGUGUGAUCAAGCUGCGGGGCCGGGAGCCGGCGCCCCCCAGAGCUGAGCCCGGGGAGGCGGCUAACGGGAGCCAGGCCGAGCUUAUGGUCGACGACGCCAGCCUGAUCUACAGUAACAUCCUCACCAUCCCCAUGGAUCACAAGACUCCAGCCGCCCGCCGGACCAAAGGCAUCCAGGACGGGCCUGCAGCAGCACAGGCCCUGCUAGGCCCCGGGGAGCCGGAAGAGCUGCACUACGCCGCCAUCGACUUCUCCAAGCUGCAGCGCAAAGGGGGGGAGCCCCCAGAGGCCCCAGACAUGGAAUAUUCCGAGGUCCGGCUGAAAUAGCCCCCUCACACCAUGGGCCCAGGCUGGGCA
Messenger RNA from Mauremys mutica (yellowpond turtle), 1431 nucleotides. RefSeq names its product myeloid cell surface antigen CD33-like. The transcript has 8 exons. Bases 1 to 1401 code for a protein of 466 amino acids. The record is from RefSeq and is a predicted model, not a curated record. NCBI's taxonomy places the organism in Eukaryota, Metazoa, Chordata, Testudines, Geoemydidae.